AUGGAGGUUGCCAUAGUAAUGGUUCCUCUACCAGCACAAGGCCAUUUAAACCAACUCCUCCACCUCUCCCGCCUUAUCGCCGCCUGUAACCACCCGAUCCACUUCGCCAGCACCACCGCACACCUCCGUCAAGCGAAGACACGUGUGCAUGGGUGGGAUCCACUUUCCAUUUCCAACCUUAAUUUCCACGAACUAACAAUCCCAGACUACCAAACUCCACCACCAAAUCCAAAUUCCAACACCAAAUUCCCCUCCCAACUAAUGCCUUCUUUCCAUGCCACGUGUCAUCUACGUCACCCGGUAACUUCCCUUUUACGUGAACUAUCAAGAAACUACAAAAGGGUUAUCGUUAUUUACGAUUCUUUAAUUGCUUGGGUUCUUGAAGAUACUCCUUCUAUACAAAAUGUCGAAUGCUACAGCUUGCGUUGCAUUUCAACUGUUUCCAUUCGCCUCUGGCGCGACGAUUCAAUAACUCCAGAGUUUGCAGAAUAUGUAAAAAUCCAGAAGGAGUUUCGCGAAAAGAUCAAUCGUGGCGAUUUAUUCAAUUCUUGCUAUGAAGUCGAAGGAUUAUAUCUCGAUUCUUUAGCAAAAGAGAAGAACGCAGGUGUUAAACAAUGGGCUAUUGGUCCAUUAAAUCCGAUGAAAUU
Capsicum annuum is the source of this 647-nucleotide messenger RNA. RefSeq names its product zeatin O-glucosyltransferase-like. NCBI's taxonomy places the organism in Eukaryota, Viridiplantae, Streptophyta, Magnoliopsida, Solanales, Solanaceae. The annotation marks the transcript as partial. The transcript has a single exon. The record is from RefSeq and is a predicted model, not a curated record.